CCUUUUUAUUAUCUACUCCACCGAACGAAGUUGGGAGGUUCAACUUCAACCUCCACCACAACCACACGGUUCCCUCUUCCUCCUUCCUCCGCUUUACCUUUCCCAAACCCUAUUUCUUUUCUUUCUUUUUCUUUGUCCUUCUCUGUAAGUCUUUCUCCAUGGCUUCUUCCACUGCUCAAAUUCAUGGCCUCGGUACUACCGCUUCCUUCCGGAAGAAAUCCCUUCAUCCCAAUUUCUCAUCGUCUUCCAGAGGCUUCUUCUUCGGGCAGAGGCUAAUCAAUACCGCGUCGUUCCCCAGACUCAGAGCCGCCGCUAAGGUGCGCCCGUUGAGGGUGGUGAACGAGAAGGUGGUGGGGAUCGAUUUGGGGACGACCAACUCGGCGGUGGCGGCUAUGGAGGGAGGUAAGCCGACAAUAGUUACGAACGCGGAGGGCCAGCGUACCACACCCUCCGUGGUCGCCUACACCAAGAAUGGGGACAGGCUGGUGGGUCAGAUCGCCAAGCGCCAGGCCGUUGUUAACCCUGAGAACACGUUCUUCUCCGUCAAGCGGUUCAUUGGGAGGAAGAUGUCCGAGGUGGACGAGGAGAGCAAGCAGGUCUCCUACCGGGUCGUCAGGGACGAGAAUAACAAUGUCAAGUUGGAGUGCCCAGCAAUCGGAAAGCAGUUCGCUGCUGAGGAAAUAUCCGCCCAGGUUUUGAGGAAGCUUGUGGAUGAUGCUUCAAAGUUUUUGAAUGAUAAAGUUACCAAAGCUGUGGUAACGGUGCCUGCUUACUUCAAUGAUUCCCAACGGACAGCAACAAGGGAUGCUGGUCGUAUUGCUGGUUUAGAUGUUCUUAGAAUCAUCAACGAACCAACUGCUGCUUCAUUAGCAUACGGGUUUGAAAAGAAGAAUAACGAGACCAUCUUGGUGUUUGAUCUUGGCGGGGGUACUUUUGACGUUUCAGUGCUUGAGGUUGGCGAUGGAGUCUUUGAAGUACUUUCUACUUCUGGUGACACUCAUUUGGGUGGUGACGAUUUUGACAAGAGAGUUGUUGAUUGGCUUGCUGCAAGUUUCAAGAGAGAUGAAGGAAUAGAUCUGUUGAAGGACAAACAAGCUCUUCAGCGGCUAACAGAGACCGCUGAGAAAGCUAAGAUGGAGCUGUCAUCCUUAACCCAGACAAAUAUUAGUUUGCCUUUCAUUACCGCCACUGCAGAUGGCCCCAAGCAUAUUGAAACCACCCUCACUAGGGCCAAGUUUGAGGAAUUGUGUUCUGACCUUCUUGACAGGCUUAAAACACCAGUUGAAAAUUCCUUGAGGGAUGCUAAACUCUCCUUCAAAGAUUUAGAUGAGGUGAUCCUUGUUGGAGGAUCAACUCGAAUUCCAGCUGUUCAGGAGCUUGUGAAGAAGAUGACUGGGAAAGAUCCCAAUGUGACAGUUAAUCCUGAUGAAGUCGUUGCCUUGGGAGCUGCAGUUCAGGCUGGUGUUUUGUCUGGGGAUGUCAGUGACAUCGUGCUUUUGGAUGUGACUCCGUUGUCACUAGGACUAGAAACCCUCGGUGGUGUAAUGACAAAGAUCAUCCCAAGAAAUACUACCCUGCCGACCUCCAAGUCAGAGGUGUUCUCCACAGCUGCAGAUGGACAGACCAGUGUUGAGAUUAAUGUUCUCCAAGGCGAGCGAGAGUUUGUUAGGGACAACAAAUCUCUUGGUAGCUUCCGUCUAGAUGGUAUCCCACCUGCUCCUCGUGGGGUCCCUCAAAUUGAAGUAAAAUUUGACAUUGAUGCCAAUGGUAUCCUCUCGGUCACUGCUGUUGACAAGGGAACAGGAAAGAAGCAAGACAUUACAAUUACCGGUGCCAGCACCUUGCCCAGUGAUGAGGUGGAGAAAAUGGUCAGGGAAGCCGAGAAGUUUGCAAAGGAAGACAAGGAAAAGAGAGAUGCCAUCGACACAAAGAACCAAGCUGAUUCUGUUGUCUACCAGACAGAGAAGCAGCUCAAGGAGCUGGGAGAUAAGGUUCCAGGCCCAGUGAAGGAGAAGGUGGAGGCAAAACUUGGAGAGCUCAAGGAUGCAAUUUCAGGGGGUUCAACCCAAGCCAUUAAGGAUGCCAUGGCAGCCCUUAAUCAGGAAGUUAUGCAGCUCGGCCAGUCCCUUUACAACCAACAAGGUGCUCCUGGUGCAGGCGCUGGCACUGGUGCUGGGCCUGCACCUGGUGGUGAAUCUGGCCCUUCAGAAUCAUCCGGCAAGGGACCUGAUGGGGACGUUAUCGAUGCAGAUUUCACUGACAGCAAGUGAGAGAGCAGAAAUUGGAUAUAUUUUUGGCGCUCAUCUUUUCUUUGUUAAUGUGUAUAAGAAUCGAUUUUGUGGGGAUUGGAUUUCUUGAUGUUGGGUUACACAGCUAGUCAUUUUUUAGCCUUCUGGGGAAAGAAUGCUAUUUUAGAAAUAGAGGUUAAAAGACUGUUUUAGUAGUUUCCCCUGGUAGCAAAAUCUUGGGGGGAACUACCGUUGAUGCACUUUGUUUAAAGUAGUUACUUAAAUGCAAUAUGAAGGAUUUGAGGGUAGAA
Carya illinoinensis is the source of this 2539-nucleotide messenger RNA. Its product is annotated as stromal 70 kDa heat shock-related protein, chloroplastic-like. Bases 159 to 2270 code for a protein of 703 amino acids. The record is from RefSeq and is a predicted model, not a curated record. The transcript is spliced from 8 exons. Gene Ontology annotation, molecular function: heat shock protein binding; ATP binding; ATP-dependent protein folding chaperone. Gene Ontology annotation, cellular component: chloroplast; cytoplasm. Lineage: Eukaryota; Viridiplantae; Streptophyta; Magnoliopsida; Fagales; Juglandaceae. Gene Ontology annotation, biological process: protein refolding; cellular response to unfolded protein.